Penicillium macrosclerotiorum is the source of this 1413-nucleotide messenger RNA. RefSeq names its product alpha-amylase. Gene Ontology annotation, biological process: carbohydrate metabolic process. The record is from RefSeq and is a predicted model, not a curated record. Gene Ontology annotation, molecular function: calcium ion binding; hydrolase activity, hydrolyzing O-glycosyl compounds. Lineage: Eukaryota; Fungi; Ascomycota; Eurotiomycetes; Eurotiales; Aspergillaceae. The transcript is spliced from 5 exons. The coding region runs from base 1 to 1413 and encodes 470 amino acids.
AUGCUGUCAUUACUCAGUUGUUGCUUGAAAAUGGGACGCCAGGUAAAGAAAUGGAGAGAAAUUGAAGGUGAAUGGAGAUCGAGCCACUAUGCAAGGUUCCAGAGACACCCACUGAUCCCUUCACCAGAGAUGCCCGAUGAUACCGACCUGGAAAAGGUGCCGGCAUGGGCCGCUCUUCAAAAUACCUUGAUGAUGCAGGGCUUUGAAUGGCACGUGCCAGCUGACCAACAGCACUGGCACCGGCUCAGAAUGGCGCUACCUAGCCUUCAAGAUGCUGGUGUGGACAACAUAUGGAUCCCACCUGGUUGCAAGGGCAUGGACCCCAUCGGAACAGGAUACGAUCUAUAUGAUCUUUGGGAUCUCGGUGAGUUCGACCAAAAGGGGUCGAUUGCAACCCGUUGGGGCAGAAAGGAAGACCUCCAGGCACUUGUGCGAGCUGCUCAAGAAUCUGGGAUCGGAAUUUAUUGGGAUACAGUCUUAAACCACAAGGCUGGGGCAGACUAUACGGAGGUAUUCCAAGCAGUCGAAGUCAGCUCAACAGACCGCAACAUUGAAACCUCGCGCCCUGAGAUCAUUUCCGGGUGGGUAGGAUUCAACUUCCCAGGCCGUAAAGGAAAAUAUAGCUCCAUGAAGUACCACCAUCAUCACUUUAAUGGUGUGGACUGGGAUGAGAUACGCAAGCAACAGGCAGUCUACAAGACUUCCGGGCCCCGAAAACAAUGGGCAAAUGAUGUCAGUGAUGAACAUGGUAACUACGACUAUCUGAUGUUUGCCAACCUGGAUCACACAAACCCGGAAGUACGAGCGGAUAUCUUCAAAUGGGCGGAGUGGAUCGGGAUACAGCUGCCAAUCAGCGGCAUGCGUAUUGAUGCAGCUAAACAUUACUCUGCUGCAUUUCAAAGAGAAUUUGUCGAUCAUUUACGCAAUACAGUUGGUACCGACUAUUUUCUAGUGGGAGAAUACUGGAGAGGCGAGGUGAGCCUUCUACUGCAGUACCUUAAAGUGAUGGAUUACCAAGUGUCAUUGUUUGAUGUGCCACUUCUUGGAAAAUUUGCUUUGACUUCCCAGACAGAUGGUGGAGAUCUGCGAAAAUUAUUCAAGGGGACGUUGGUGGAAGAAUGCCCGGCCCAUGCAGUAACUUUUGUGGGAAAUCAUGAUACGCAACCUGGCCAGUCCCUAGAGACAAUCAUUAUGCCAUUCUUCAAACCUAUCGCAUAUUCAUUGAUUCUUCUAAGGAGUCAAGGCCAACCGUGCGUCUUUUAUGGUGACCUAUAUGGAGUGAGAGGUGGUCCAAGUCCUCAGCUUCGACCCUCAUGUAAAGGAAAGUUACCUGUUUUAAUGCGUGCUCGAAAACUCUAUGCCUACGGAGAGCAGAGAGACUAUUUUGAAAGGCGCAAUUGCAUUGGUCAGUGA